AUGAGCAAGAGCUCAUCCCGCACGUCGAUGCGGGCUUUGGAGGCAAAGAUCGAGGAUCUGAAGCUGCAGGCGAAUGGCGAAGUACGCAAGUACUCGUUUUCCGGAGUGCCGGGUUCCAUGGAGAACCUGGAUGUUGUCGCCUUGUCGGGCGGUCGGUACUACUUUGCUGUACCGGAGCUCUUGCGAGAGAUUUGCAAGUCUCCUGCGUUCACCUUCGUUGCCCUCCCUGCUGCGGCCGCUUCGAUAAUUGGGCCAACCAUGGCGCGUUCACUGCCGGAGAGCUGUGUCGUGCCCAUCCUGCGCCGCCAUUUGCCAGGCGAGAAAGCCAGCCCUCUUCAGACUGCAAACAAAGCCGAAACCGCUGGUGACUUCCUCGAAUGGCUUGGAACCGCCGCCGCAGCCACGCUCAUCGUCUACUCCGACGGGUCGCAACUUCCAAACGGCGCCGUGGGAUUCGGCUUUGCAGUACACCGGGAUAAGCAAUCUCUAGUCCAAGGAUCGGGCCGCUUGGGUCCAUCCGAAGUCUUCGACGCUGAGGCAACCGGCGCCCUAGAGGGCCUCCGGGCCGCCCUCCGCCUGGGCGACACAACAAGCAACGUCGUGGUCUGUACCGACAAUCUUGCCGUAGCCAGCUGUCUGCGAGGCAACCCAGCCGACUCAUCGCAGGACAAGUUCACUAGGUUCCAAGAACUGGCGAGCUCGCACGGAAACGUGCACGUCCGCUGGAUACCAGGACACACCAACAUACCGGGCAAUGAGGAGGCUGACGGCCUUGCCAAGGCAGGCUGUUUGCAGGCCGAACCGCCAGGAGCCAUUCCAUCGCUGGCCUACCUGCGCCGACUUGCGAGGCAGCAAUCGAGCGACGCCUUCAAAGCUUGGUGGUCGACCGAAGCUCCAGAGUCAUACAAGCCUCUGAACCUCGAGGCGACCACAAGCUGCCCCCCGGAGCUGGCGCUCCCCAGAGCAACGCUCCACAGUCUCCUAGCGGCGAGAUCUCGCCACGGAGACUUCGCCGACUACCACGAGCGUUUCAACCAUGACGACGCGCGCCUCGAUUGCUCAUGCGGACGACGCAAAGCACCAGAGCACCCAUUCUACUGCAGGAAGAUACCGCCACGGCUCCGGAUGAGGCUGACCCCCUCACCGGCCGAAGCGGUACACCAUGCAGUAGGCAAGGGCUUCAAAGCCUUCGUCGAAAUGACGUCGGAGAGCUCCUUCUUCCAAAGGAUCUGUCCGCGCCAUUAG
Molecule: messenger RNA, 1245 nt
Organism: Purpureocillium lilacinum
Lineage: Eukaryota; Fungi; Ascomycota; Sordariomycetes; Hypocreales; Ophiocordycipitaceae
Source: RefSeq, a predicted model, not a curated record